UCUGGUGACCAUGUGACUGGAAAAAAGGCUGAUGUGGGGAUUAGAACUGAUGAUAUAAAAGUGCAACACAGACAACACACUUCACAGACUCAAGGAGAAGAGAGAAGCAGCUCCAGCUCCAGCGACUGGGAUAUCUGUGACAGCAGAGAUCCACAGUAGAAAUGAACGCCAGCCCCCCAGCAGGAAGCGCCCUGGCCCCUGGUGGAGCCACAGGCCCCACUACACCCAAGAAGGGCCCACCCAAGUUCAAGCAGAGGCAGACCCGCACAUUCAAGAGCAAGGCCCCCAAGCCAGGCCAGAAGGGAUUCGGUGAUGAUAUCCCUGGCAUGGAGGGUCUUGGCACAGACUUCACAGUGGUGUGCCCAUGGGAAGCCUUCGGCGACAUGGAGCUCAGCGACUUGGCCAAAUACGGCAUCAUUUAAACCUGCUGCCUCCUGCCUUCCUGCACCUCUCCUCUCUCUAAUCCUCCCCAGCUGGCCUUCUCUCCAUCUCAGCUUGGCACGUCGUGAUAAGGCUGCCAGCAAACCCCCUAAUGCCCUCUCGUCUAUCUACCUCUUUCUUUCCUCCACUAAGUGGAUGGAAAGCAUAAUGAUGUUCUUAUUUUUAUAUUAUUAUUAUAUUAUACUGUUUACAGUAUACAUACUUGAAUUGAAAAGACGAGAAAACCUUUUCUACGCACCUUUUUCCUUUCCCCUUCAUCCACCUGGCAUACUCCCCCUCAUGACUUUUCCUUCCUCCUUCCCCCCUCCCUCCUCUCCCCCUGUGCCACUCCCAACCCACGGCAAUGGACGCAAGCAAAAUACUACUCAGCACUAGCUUGUAUUUGCUUCUAGCUGCCUGUUAAAAUGUAAAUAAUUUGCUCUAUGUAUUAAACCUUUUUACCUUAUCUUCCAUCUUA
Molecule: messenger RNA, 898 nt
Organism: Archocentrus centrarchus (flier cichlid)
Lineage: Eukaryota; Metazoa; Chordata; Actinopteri; Cichliformes; Cichlidae
Gene: pde6hb
Product: phosphodiesterase 6H, cGMP-specific, cone, gamma, paralog b
Exons: 3
Coding region: 162-422 (86 amino acids)
Biological process (GO): positive regulation of epidermal growth factor receptor signaling pathway; visual perception; positive regulation of G protein-coupled receptor signaling pathway
Cellular component (GO): photoreceptor outer segment membrane
Molecular function (GO): 3',5'-cyclic-nucleotide phosphodiesterase activity; cGMP binding
Source: RefSeq, a predicted model, not a curated record